AUGGUUGUUACAAUUAAUGGCAUUGGCUCAGGCAAUUCUUCCGGCUGGGUGGCCGGAAUCUUAUCAGUUACACGGUUCGAUUUCGUGGUGGUAGGUGCCGGGAGUGCUGGUGCUAUAGUGGCAGCGCGCCUAAGCGAGGUGCCACACUUAAGGGUCUUACUGUUGGAAGCAGGAGGUGACCCGCCUCCCGCUAGUGUGGCUCCGAGCUUGUUCGGGACUCUCGCCCAUACGCAAUAUGAUUGGGACUAUCGGGCGAAGCUCGACAAAAACACCGGCUCUGUCCACCCCGAUGGAGUCAUCUUCAUGACCCGUGGCAAAAUGCUCGGCGGGACGUCAGCUAACAACUACGAAAUGUACGCUAGAGGAACGCGCAAAGAUUACGACGAAUGGGCACAAGUUGCGCCUGGUUGGGAUUGGGAUUCCGUUCUACCCUACUUUAAGAAGUUCGAAGGAAUGAAAGACCCGACAGUCAUGGAUAAUCGGAACCACUCUUACCUGCAUUCGGCAGACGGUCCCGUGGCGAUAUCUAGACCGGAAACUAAUAGUUACUUUAGUGAAGUGAACGAGAUCGUCCUUAAUUCGUACGAGGAGAUGGGAAUUAAGCGAAUCCUGGAGCUGAAUGGGCCAGAGUCGUUCGGGGCGACUCGACCGCAUUUCACCUUUGCCAACGGCCGGAGAUCCAGCACCGCUGAGGCAUACCUAAAACCGGCUAAAGAUAGGUACAAUUUGAAAAUCACCAAGCACGCCAGGGUAACCAGAGUUUUAAUUGACGACUUGACCCAAAAGGCUUAUGGACUUGAGGUGUACGUAUCAGGCGAGAAGAUGAACGUGUACGCUGAUUUAGAAAUCAUCAUCUCCGCUGGUGCUAUCGACACUCCAAAGCUUUUAAUGCUAUCCGGCAUUGGGCCAAGAGGUGCGUUGACGGCGUUAGGUAUAAACGUAAUUUCUGAUUUACCGGUGGGCGAGAAUUUGCAAGAUCACCACUACACACCUAUAGUGUUUAGAGGCAAGCGUGGCUUGGAGAGCGUAGUGCAGAACUUGCUGGUGCCAACCGAGCUGGACAGCUAUCCGGUACCGUCCCAGUCGGGUUUCUUCAGCGUGGAGAAGUCGAGCGCCGACUACGUGCAACGGCCACAGUUUCAGAUAUUCAAUAUACGUAUCGGAGCGACCGCGUCACCUAUUAUUUUAUUUGGCUGUCGCACAAUAGCGAACUUCGAUGAGACCUUCUCGUACUCCAUCAGCAAAGCUAACGUGGACCGGGAAGUAGACGUAACCUCUGUUCUUCUUCUGCAUCCACGGUCGAGAGGAGAAGUUCUUCUGAGGAGCAGCGAUCCAUUCGAUGAUCCAAUCAUAAACAUGGGCUAUUUUAGGGACGAUGCGGACGUGGAAACUACUUUAGAGGGCGUGAAAUUCAUGUUGCGGUAUUCGAACACUUCCUACUAUAGGAGAGUAGGUGGUGGUGUCGCAAAAUUGGACGUUGCAGCUUGCAACCAUUUUAAAUGGAGCUCGGAUGACUAUUGGAGGUGCUACAUCAGGAAUGCAGUCGGCUCUAUGUUGCAUCCGGUCGGGACUUGCGCCAUGGGUCCUAAUGGGGUGGUGGACGAAAAACUGCGAGUGUACGGCGUGUCUGGUUUAAGAGUGGCAGACGCCUCCGUAAUGCCGACAAUUCCAGGUGGAAACACAAACGCUCCAGCUAUGAUGAUCGGUGAGAAGGCAGCCGAUUUAAUUAAGAUCGAUCAUAACGCUCUAUACUCGACGACUAAUUUCGUA
Molecule: messenger RNA, 1770 nt
Organism: Iphiclides podalirius (scarce swallowtail)
Lineage: Eukaryota; Metazoa; Arthropoda; Insecta; Lepidoptera; Papilionidae
Source: the annotation of a GenBank genome assembly